Molecule: messenger RNA, 492 nt
Organism: Rodentolepis nana
Lineage: Eukaryota; Metazoa; Platyhelminthes; Cestoda; Cyclophyllidea; Hymenolepididae
Source: the annotation of a GenBank genome assembly
AUGCAGUCAGAAGAUGGAAGUGACUUGGGAAUCUACGUUAAAUCCGUAGCUCAAGGCGGUGGAGCCUCUCAAGCCCGUUGGCUCGGUCACGAAUCUUCCACCGAGGAAUCGCCACAGCCGGUGAUCGCACCAGGCGAUCGUAUUCUUGCAGUUGAUGGAAAUGAAACAAGAGGUUUAUCUCAGGACGCAGCUGCUCGAUUAGUCAGUCAGGCCGGGUCUGAAGUUCGUCUGACACUGGCACGAAACCUCGGUCUGGGUUGUGUUGCCGCUGCGGUUCCUGCUAAAGAUCUCCGCAAAAGAAAUGAAAAUUCGUUGAUGAGGACUGUACUGCGCGAAACUAAUAUUCCCUUGUCCUGUCCUGAAUUUGAGGACAUCUUGGAACAGAGCAUGAUGUACUUCCGUGUUAGGCCCGGAGCUAUAAAUUGGGGUCAAUCGGUCAGAUGGCUACAUGCCGACGACGACGACGACGAUGAUGAUGACUACAGCGAUUAA